AGUAACUUGAUUGUUUGUUGAGUUCCCUGAGUACAGCACAAUGCUCACCAUGCCAUUUCGCACCUGUCUUAAUGCCUCUCGCCGCGCUGUUGCUGCACAAGCACGCUCCUGUACAACAGCCAGUACCGGAAAGAAGAACACUAUUAUCCUCAAGAACCACACGUAUACUGCACAUGCCGCCGCAUCGGGAAAAGGGCGCAGCGGCUUGGUUAUCUCCAAUGGCGAGGUCCCGUUCUCACUGCGACUUGCCAAGCCCAAAGUGUUGGGCGGUGACGGCGAGGGACAGAACCCGGAGCAACUCUUUGCCAUGGGCUACGCAUCAUGCUUCCUCGGAGCCCUCCAAGCGACAGCUAGUCGUCUGGGCAAGACGGACGCCAUCAAGGGUGCGGUCGUUCGCACGAGUGUACACCUCGGUGAGGUAGAAGAGCUCGGCGGAUUCGGCAUCGCGGUUGACAUCCAAGUCGGAGGCGUCGAGGACGAGGCACUCAUCAAGGCCGCACACGAGGCUUGUCCAUACAGCCGUGCACUUACACAUGGCGCAACAGUCAAUCUCUCGAAGAUUUAAUAGGUCAUUGACAUGGAAUUUUUUUAGACUACCGAGAAUACCUGCGUGUUGGGAUGCA
Molecule: messenger RNA, 623 nt
Organism: Pisolithus orientalis
Lineage: Eukaryota; Fungi; Basidiomycota; Agaricomycetes; Boletales; Pisolithaceae
Product: OsmC-like protein
Exons: 4
Coding region: 41-565 (174 amino acids)
Biological process (GO): response to oxidative stress
Source: RefSeq, a predicted model, not a curated record